Molecule: messenger RNA, 4726 nt
Organism: Frankliniella occidentalis (western flower thrips)
Lineage: Eukaryota; Metazoa; Arthropoda; Insecta; Thysanoptera; Thripidae
Exons: 2
Coding region: 63-4622 (1519 amino acids)
Source: RefSeq, a predicted model, not a curated record
AUGGCUGUCGCCUUGGGAGGGCGUCGCAGUGCGUCCAGAUAUGCCAGUGCAGCUGCGCUAGCAUGGCGCGGUUCCCGAUGGUGCGCGGCGCGUUCGUGCAGGUGGUGCUGUGGCUGGUCCUGUUCGUCGCGACUGGGGUGGGGCGGGCCUCCGCCCAGACCCAGCUCGACUUCCUCGGGACGCCGGCCGCACGCAGACCUAGGACGAGCCUGGACACGCUCAAGGGCGUCGUCAACGCCAUGGUGCUGUCGGCGGGCACGCCGGCCGACGCCCAGGCCGUGCAGACCUUCCUGAGCGGGGGCGCGGCUCCCGCGGGCCCCAAGGGGGCGGCGGGGAACGGUCACAACUCGGGUCACCAAAGCGUCGCGCCCGACGCCGCCAUCAAGGUGGCCACCAAAGUGGAUACAGCAGCGGACUCAUCCCAGAAGACCAAGCGGGCUGCCGCCGAGCCGGACGCCGCGGCAGCAACCAGCGCACCCGCUGCUGAGCCCGGCCCUGGGGGCGUGCUGGGCCAGGUGGUGCAGGCCGUCAUCAACUACUCCAAAAGCGUGGCGGCGGCGGUGAGUGGCAACGGCAACGCGACCCAGCUCGCGCCCGAGGUCAGCUCCGGCAACGUCACCGCCCUCAACACCACCGCCAUCGCCACCGCCAACUCUACGUCUGCUGGCAAGGAGACGCGCGCGCGCCGCGCCACCCCCGACAGUGGGGCCCAGCCAGCCGCGGAGGCUGCCAAGCCCACCCAAGAGAAGUCCGCACCAGCCGCCGACAAGAAGGCUCAGCCGGCUGCGGAGGCUCCCGACCUCAACAAAGAGAAGUCCACGCCAGUCACCGACAAGAAGGCCCAGCCGGCCACGGAGGCUGCCGAACAGGAGUCGACGCCAAAGCCGCCGCAGCAAGACGCCGAGCAGGUGGAGAUGUCGGCCGCCAACGCCACGGGCCACCUGCACCUCCCCGACGACAGCCAUCGGCAGAUGACACACGAGGAAGCGCGCCAAGUGAAGCAGAACGCGCAGGGGCAGCCGCACCGCGCAAAGCGACGAGCAGACAAGGAAACGGCCUUCAAGGACGCGCCGUUCGUAACGCGGCGCGGUGCCGCGCUGGGGGCGCCGCUCCCACGCGCGGAGGACGAAAAGAAGGGCGCGGAGCAGAAGAGCAAGAAGGCUGCGGACGAGCAGAGGCAGAAGGAGGACAACAAGAAGAACGACGCGGAGGUGCUGCCCAGGGCUCCAGCGGGGGCGAAGAAGGCGAGAGGCAGGAGGAGCAACGCGGAGAACAAGAAGGGGCACAAAAAGGAAGAGAAGGUAGAAAAGAAGGAAGACAAGAAAGAAGAGAAGAAAGAAGAGAAGGGGGAACCAAAGGAGCAACCAAAGGAGGCGCAGAAUGCACCGUCGAAAGGGACGCAGGCCCAAGUGCCGGCAGAGCCAAAGGCACCGGGGACGGCGGAGGCAGCACCGCAGCCCCAGAAGGCGGGGGGCGGACACGAGAAGAAAGGGGGAAGGAGGAGGCGAUCUGACGCACAGAAGGGAACGAAGAUACAUGCAGGAGAAACUGCGUCGGUUCAACAGAAAACGGAAGGAAAUCCGGCAUCGGAAAACGACCAGCAGGAGAAAGCAGAAGGAAAGGGGCUGGAGGGUGCCACCAGCGCAGCAAAGAAAAGCCCUGCCAAGGACGCCGGAGGUGAGCAAAAACCGGGAGAAUCUGGAGGAGCGACGGCGGCGACACGAGUCCAGCCGACAAAGUCGCGGCGGCGGAGAAGAGCUGGCCACAACAGUGACAGGGCGAAGCAAGCCCAGAAGCAGAAGCAGAAGCACAAAACGGCCGCGUCCAAGCAGCCCAGCCCCAGGAGAGCGCGCAGUCUUGCCGACGCCGACCGCAGGGGACUGACUCCUGUCCUUACUGCGUCAGCGUCCGCGGUCGUCGUGAGCCCGGAGGUCCUCAAGAGCGUCGGCGCGGACGUGUUCAAGGUUCAUCACCACCGGCACAGCCACCCCAAGUCGGCCAACAAGGCCGCCAGCAAGGCGGCGCCGAGUGGCGCGGCGGCGGCGAAGGCCCGACAGAGGAUGGCGGUGCCGCGCACCAGGAGGGCCAUCCGGGAGCUCAAGCCGCACGAGCUGCCGCCGCACAAGGGGUCGCAGCCCAAGGCGGGCAAGGGGCCCAAGGGUAACCGCGCCCCCGAGAGUGUAGGGGGCUCCGUCAUCAGCAUCAAGAGCAACCCCAACGUGCAGACGGAGGUGCGCACCCUUAAGGACGGCUCGCAGGUGGUGGUCAAGACUGGCCAGGGCCCGCCAGCCGCGUCCUCCGCGGCCCCUGCGCCCGCGGCCCCUGCGCCCACGACCCCUGCGCCUGCGGCCCCCGCCUCGACUGCCGCCCCCAAGAAGAGGGAGGUAGAGCGGGUGGAGACCCAGCGUAAGCCGUCAGCGGCGCGCCCAGACGACGAGAUCGAGACGCUGAAACCGAAAGCGCAGCACAUACUCGUCAAGUCACCCGGCGGCGCGACCAAGCAGUACGACAUCCCUCACAUACCCCAGGGCGUCACUGUUCGAGGCACCGCCACCUUCGUCAAGGCCCUCAAGGUCAUCGACACGGAGGCGAAAGUCCGGCGGCGUAGACGAGCCGAGAAGGUCGACGCCGUGGACGGUAAGCUGCUCAUUCCCAAAGACGACACCAACCAGGACCAGAAAGGAGCAAAGGGUCAGCAGCAGGACCAGAAAGAUGCAAAGGGUCAUCAGCAGGGCCAGAAAGAAGUAAAGGGUCAGCAGCAAGACCAGAAAGAUGUAAAGAGUCAGCAGCAGGGCCAGAAGGAUUCAAAGGGACAGCUGCAGGGCCAGAAAGGUCAUCAGCAGCAAGGCCACAAGGGUCACCAGCAGCAGCAGAACAAGAAGAGCCAACUUCAGGCCAGACGGAGACGCCGGGCCGCACCGACGCCCGCUACCUCGGCGACCUCCUCGUCUACGACGGAGACGGUGUCCGAGGGCCAGCAAGACGAGGGCACCGUAAAAAUCUACGGCACCCUGGAAGGCGAGAUGGUCAAGGUGAAGGGCUACAUCAAGGGCGACCUGACGGGGGCCGCGUCCGCCUACGUCGUGCCCACGCUGCUGUCGCGCUAUGGCGACUUCGUCCAGGGCGCGCGCAACGGCGAGUUCUUCAACGACCAGGGCCAGCAGGGCGGGCAGCGCGGUGAGGUGGGCUUCUACGGCUCGGCGGCGCAGCGCUCGCUGAACGGGCUCAACCAGCGCGCGCAGUACGGCGACUCCCAGGCCGGCCAGCAGGGCCAGCGCCGGGACAACGGCUACUACGGCAACCAGCAGGGCGUCAAGUCCGGCCACGACAUUGGCCGCAACUUUGACACCGGCCAGGCCUUCGACAAGAAGGGCGCGAGCGGCACGUACGAGGACAAGAACGGCAACCACCGCAAGGGCUUCAAGAACGCGGGCUUCCGCAACACGUACCACAAGGACGAGUCGGCCAACUCCACCUCCUUCUUCGACGAUCUGAACGACGAGGGUGGGCACAAGGCGUUCGACCAGACGGGCAAGACCUACCUGGACCAAGGCGCCGCCAAGAACCGCGGCGACUUCCUCAACGCCGCCUUCGUCAACGAUGGCGCGGGCAAGCAGGGCGGCUUCGACGGCGGCACCGCCUACCAGGACGUGCGCGCCCAGGCGGGCAACACCGCCCACCACGACGGCUUCGACGACCGCGCCAAGCUGGACUACCAGCACCACGGCAACAACCACGGAGGUACGCAGACCCAGGGCGGCAAGUACUUCAACGGCGGCGGCUCCUUCAACCAGGCUGAGGUGGCGGCGGCGGGUGGCAAGCGCGGCGGCGGCGGCUUCCACGGCAUGCAGCGGACGGGCACAGGAGGAGGAGGAGGUGUAGGCUUCCAAGGAGGCUUCCAGAAUCUCGGCAGCAGCAGUGGCGGCGAUGGCGGUGGCUUCCAAACCGGAUCCAACGGCUUCCAGACCGGAUCCAACGGCUUCCAAUCCGGAUCCAACGGCUUCCAGAGUGGAGCGAGCGGCUUCCAGGGUGGAGCAGGAGGCGGUUUCCGAGGCGGCUCCACGGCGGGCUUCCAGGGCGGCUCAACUGGCUUCCAGGGCAGCUCCGACUUCCUGGGCGGCAGGGACGGCGGCGGCGGCGGCUCCGGCUUCCAGUCGAGCGUCAUCACCAGCUCGGGGCUGUACGACCCCUCGAGCGCCGUGCGCAACUCCAACCCCUACCCCUACUACCCGCCACCCUCGCCCGUGCCGCUCAUGGGCCGUGCAGGCAACGGCCAGGGCGUGCUGGACCUGCGCGGCGGCACCUUCUACCAGGGCGGCGGCUACCGGUCGCAGUUCCUGCCCGAGCCCGCGCCCAUGGGGCCCCUGACGCCGCUGGCGUUCGCGCCCUCCUCCAACAAGGCCAUGACGUCAUCCCUGACGUCAUCACCCACCCCCAGCGCGUACCACCGCUUCAGCAAGAGCUCGUUCCGGAUCGGCGGCGAGCAGGACACGGGGCCCAACGCGGGGCCCGACGCGGUGCGGGGCAAGGGCUUCGCCACGUGGGAGACCUUCGGCAACAGCGCGCAGGCCACCUCGCUGAGGUACGCGCUGCUCGCCAUGCCCGGGCUCAGCCGCGCCUAGCGCGCCCAAUAAGCCCGGCGCCCCUCCUGUACCUUAUUCACAACCCAGUGCGUCUAGAGCAGUUGUAUCAUACAAUAUUCGAUAAUAAACGCGUGAUAAACCCA